This is a messenger RNA of Cylindrotheca closterium, 1041 nucleotides long. The record is from the annotation of a GenBank genome assembly. NCBI's taxonomy places the organism in Eukaryota, Bacillariophyta, Bacillariophyceae, Bacillariales, Bacillariaceae.
AUGGAGGUAGGAGGAUCAUCGAAGUCGUCGGCCACUGGAAAACACAAAUUGAAGGACGAUGUCAUGUCCUUGUACCUGAAUCAUGCCUCCACUGGGAACUCGUACUACCAAUUGAUACCAGAAUGUUUGGACCCCAUCCAACCACUCGACUUUUUGGACAUUGGACGUAAACUGGGGUCCCAAAAGGUCAUGGGAAACUUUGAAUUGGAAGACUGCCUGCAAGAAGAUAAGACCAAUUGCGCUCGAUCCAACCAAAUAAAGGAAACUUGUCGGACCUGGAGUUUCUACUACGAUUCGAUCUACAACCAUUGGUUACAACCAAAGUUAGCACGAGACGACGCCGAACCAUUUCAAGCCGUGGAGAUUGGAUUCUUUCAUGGAAUUGGUCACGAGGCUCUGUCCCAAUUUUUACCAAAGGCACAAGUGCAUUCACUGGAAAUAUCAUGUUUGCCAGAGGGACCACGCGAAGAAGGAAAGUGGCCAUGGGGAAACUUUGCAGCCAACUCGAAUCAAUACGACAAUCUCAUUUCCAAGAAGCGGUUGCAUUGUGGGGACGCCUAUAGUUAUGAUUUCUUGCAUUCCACCUUUUCGCAGCAUAUUCAUUUACCGGAUGCACCACCUCUUCGAGUGGUAGUAGAAGAUGGAUCAUAUCAAUCUCAAGACAUGGCGGCAAGUCUCUUUUUUUGGUUUCCACGAUUGGAGCCUGGUGGAAUGUUCUUUGUGGAAGGGAUUCGACCAGAUGAUAAUGGGGGUCAUGGCCCCGCGGACCAGUUCAAGACUCACAUUGUACCCCAAGUGAUGAAGGAUCUACAUUGGUGCGGGCACAGCAGUACGGAAGAACCACAAACUGAUGGUGGUGGUGUCAAAGAUCCAGAUCUAUGUUUUCCACAACUACAGCCAUAUCUGCAAGGAGUCCAUUGUGAAAUGCACAUUUGCGUCUUUGUUCGCAACAAUCGUCCAGCGGCAGAUCCUCCAAAAGAAUUGUCCACAGUACCACCCAAUGCCUUUGAGAAUGCCAGCAAAUGUCUCUUUGGCAGAUGA